This is a messenger RNA of Micropterus dolomieu (smallmouth bass), 2508 nucleotides long. RefSeq names its product zinc finger and BTB domain containing 7a (gene zbtb7a). Gene Ontology annotation, molecular function: protein binding; RNA polymerase II cis-regulatory region sequence-specific DNA binding; DNA-binding transcription factor activity, RNA polymerase II-specific. Gene Ontology annotation, biological process: regulation of transcription by RNA polymerase II. The transcript is spliced from 5 exons. The coding region runs from base 499 to 2388 and encodes 629 amino acids. The record is from RefSeq and is a predicted model, not a curated record. NCBI's taxonomy places the organism in Eukaryota, Metazoa, Chordata, Actinopteri, Centrarchiformes, Centrarchidae.
CCGAUUAAAUAUUAAAGUAAAACUUAAGCUCUGUUAACUUUGUGGCCCCUUUUUUCUCAGCUACUCACACCAUGGUCAAUCUCAUGGCAUCUUGGCAUGGCAUUUUACUACCAGUUCACUCAUCCCCCUUCCUCACUAGCAUCUUGUUAAAAACAGAUUCUAAUCUCGCCUGUCAUGUCCUGCUUGCUUGUGGCUCGUGGUUUAAAGACUUCACAAGAACUCUGACUGCCUUGCUCGAUAACCAGAUGCAUAUUUUUUGGCUUUGCAUACUUGUUGAACCCGUUUUUUAAACGUGUGGGCACGGAGAGGGUACGAGAAGAGCACAGUACAUGAAGACGCCCAAAUGCUGGGAAAGUGUUUGGAAUGCCUCUACGAAAGCGGCUGCAAACAAGGCAAGGUAGAGAAAGACAGGAAAGGCAAGGGAGAGAGAGAGAGAUGGAGCGAAGGGCCCGGGCCGGAUUCGAACCCGGGCCGCUGCCAUAAGGACUCAGCUUUGAUAUGACAGGCAGACGGACAGACGGCAGGACGGAUACACGGGUGGGGGCUGUGCUAGGCGGCUCGGCGGCAGGCUGGUGGAAGAUGUCGUCAGGAGCCGGUGGGAGGGGUGGAAGGCGGCUCAGGGGAACAGCAACCAGCGGCGGUGGAGGAGGGAGAGGAGGGGCAGGAGAGGCAGAGGAAGGGCCUGUGGGGAUCCCUUUCCCUGAGCACAGCGCAGACAUCCUCGGCAGCCUAAACAAGCAGCGGCUCAGCGGCCUCCUGUGUGACGUGCUCCUGGUUACCCAGGACCGGGAGUUCCCAGCUCACCGCUCCGUCCUGGCGUCCUGCAGCUCCUACUUCCACAAGCUCUUCACUUCAGGGGCCGCUGCUGACCAACAGAACAUCUACAACAUCGACUUUGUGGAGGCGGAGGCUCUGGGAGCGUUGCUGGACUUUGCCUACACAGCCACCUUGACAGUCAGUCACAGCAGUGUGGCUGACAUCCUUGCCGCUGCACGUCUCCUGGAAAUCCCACCUGUCCAGGAUGUCUGUACACACCUGCUGGAUACCAAAGUGCUCUCCCCGCCGGCGGGCAGUGAGCAGAGAGAUGAAGAUGAGGAGGGGAAGGGCAGAGGAGGCAGGGAGCCGGGGAACCGGGUGCGGGCCCAGGAGUACCUGGAGUACUUCCAGAGAGGGGCGCACUGGAGCAGCAGCUGCAGCACGCCAGAGCUCAGGGACCUGCCCACACACCUGCACUUUAACCACGGUAAUGGGGGGGCCCCCAGCAAUGGGACUCCAGCUGUCCCUGGUGAGUACUACUCCCCCCUGGCCAUCGCCUUGGCCCAGGCCCCCUCACAGGAACCAGAGGAUGAGGAUGAGGAUGAAGAAGAAGAUGAGGACGCGGAGGCGGUGCAGGGAAACGGCGCAGGCCUGGGGUCAUCUUACUACCCUCCAUCCCAAAAUGGGCACUUCUACCUUCCCCCUGAGUCUAGGCUUGGGCAGGAGGUGGAGGAUGGAGGUAGGGAGGUGAUGGCAAGGGAGAGGGGUUCUGCCAGUGCUCUCCUGCAGCAGAUGAUGGACUCCAUCGAGAAGCAGAAGGAGCGUGCAACAACCGGGGAGGAACAGGGAGAUGGGGAUGACCCAGACAUGGAAUUUUACUUGAAUUAUUUUAACAGCUCACAGCAUGAGGAUACAACUUCUGCUGCUGUGACACAGGGAGUGCCGCCACUCUGGUUAUCACGGGGCAGAACGGGCCAAGAGAGAGUUGGAGUAGGAGGAGGAGAGAGGGGGGUUGGAGAGAGAGGCAACGGGGGUGGAGGAGGUGGAGGAGAGAGGAAGAUGCGCUCUAAGGCCUUCCAGAAAUGCCCCAUAUGCUCCAAGGUCAUUCAAGGAGCCGGCAAGCUACCCCGCCACAUCCGAACACACACAGGAGAGAAACCCUAUGAAUGCGCCAUCUGCAAAGUGCGCUUUACCAGGCAGGACAAGCUCAAGGUUCAUAUGCGGAAGCAUACAGGAGAGAAGCCUUACCUGUGUACGCAAUGUGGAGCCGCCUUUGCUCACAACUACGACCUGAAGAACCACAUGCGCGUACACACCGGCCUGCGCCCCUACCAAUGCUCAAGCUGCUUUAAGACUUUUGUGCGCUCGGACCACCUGCACCGCCACCUCAAGAAGGACGGCUGUAACGGCAUCCCGUCUCGUCGAGGCCGAAAGCCUCGUGUGCGAGAGCCAGGGCUCCUUGAUGCCCCCCUGGGCCUGCUGAACCCCAGCUCCGACACAGGCCCUGGGCCUCGUACCAUGAGGGGACGGCGGCGCUCAGAGGCAUCAUCAGCGGCUGAGGUGGAGGGGGCUGCUGAAGCCCAUGCACACAGUCCUCAGCUGCAGGAGUUGGCCGUGGAGGCAGGGCCCUGAGACUGCAGGGGCGACAAGGACACUGCUGGAUACCAUAGUCACUCUGCACAGCCUGUGAGACAGGCCAGUGAACAGAGAGGAGAAAAAACAUGCAAAGGCAAACUUUAAAAAAAAAACAAA